Molecule: messenger RNA, 3071 nt
Organism: Delphinapterus leucas (beluga whale)
Lineage: Eukaryota; Metazoa; Chordata; Mammalia; Artiodactyla; Monodontidae
Product: UDP-glucuronosyltransferase 2C1-like
Molecular function (GO): glucuronosyltransferase activity
Source: RefSeq, a predicted model, not a curated record
UGUGAGUUUCAUGCACUUGGUUUAAGCCCAGAUUUAGUUUGAGCAAACUUAAUAUCAUGAAGACUGUGAAAGGCUUCUGUGUCAUUUUCAUGCUGCAUCUAUGGUUCUUUGACUCUGGAAGGACUGGGAAGGUACUUGUAUGGCCCAUGGAUUUUAGUCAUUGGAUUAAUCUAAAAGUUAUUCUGGAAGAACUCCACCUUCAUGGACAUGAGAUAACCAUCCUGGUACCUUCAACAAGUUCUCUGCUUGAUCAUACCAAGAUUCCCUUUAAUGUGGAGAUACUUCAACUUUCAAUAAGUAAAGAAAGUUUCAUGGAAGAGUUCAGUGCUGAUCUCUAUACACUUUCUUUUGAACUGCCGAAACUUUCAUGGUGGGACAGGCAAGUGAAAAUGACAAAAGUUAUAAAAAAUUUUUUAGCAUCAGCUAAAAGAGUAUGUGACAGUGCUGUCACAAACAAGGAUUUACUCAGCAGGCUACAGGCAGCUAAAUUUGAUAUCUGUAUUGCUGACCCUUUAAGCUUUUGUGGGGAAUUGGUGGCUGAACUCCUCAAUAUUCCGUUUAUAUACUCUUUUCGGUUUUCCUAUGGGAAUGUCAUUGAGAGAUUGUGUGCCAGGCUUCCUAUGCCUUCUUCAUAUGUUCCUGGCAUCACAUCAAGACUGACAGACAACAUGACUUUUAUACAGAGGCUGGAGAACUGGUUAUUGUAUACAAUGAGUGAUAUGAUGUCUUCAUACUAUGCAUUUGCAGAAUGGGAUGAAUAUUACAGCAAGAUUUUAGGAAAACGUACCACAUUAUGUGAAAUUAUGGGGAAAGCUGAAAUGUGGUUGAUUCGAACAUACUGGGAUUUUGAAUUUCCAUUCCCUUACUUACCUAAUGUUGAAUUUGUUGGAGGACUGCACUGCAAGCCUGCAAAGCCCCUACCUAAGGAGUUAGAAGAGUUUGUUCAAAGCUCUGGAAAACAUGGAGUUGUGGUGUUUACUCUGGGGUCAAUGAUCAAAAACCUCACAGAAGAAAAGUCUAGUGUGAUUGCAUCAGCCCUUGCCCAGAUUCCUCAGAAGGUCCUAUGGAGAUACACAGGAAAGAAACCAGAAACUUUAGGAGCCAAUACCCGACUAUAUGAGUGGAUUCCACAGAAUGAUCUUCUUGGUCAUCCCCAAACCAGAGCUUUUAUUACUCACUGUGGAACCAAUGGGAUCUAUGAAGCUAUUUACCAUGGGGUCCCUAUGGUGGGAAUUCCUCUGUUUGGUGAUCAGCAUGAUAAUAUUGCUCGUAUAAAAGCCAAAGGGGCAGCUGUUGAAGUAGACUUGCAAAGAAUGACAAGUUCCGAUCUGCUUAACACUUUGAAAGCAGUUAUUAACAGCCCUUCCUAUAAAGAGAAUGCUAUGAAGUUAUCAAGAAUUCACCAUGAUCAGCCUAUGAAGCCCCUGGACCGAGCAGUCUUCUGGAUUGAGUUUAUCAUGCGCCACAAAGGAGCCAAACACCUUCGGCCAGCCAUCCACAACCUCACCUGGCUGCAUCUAUGUCUCUUUGACUCUGGAAGGACUGGGAAAGUACUUGUAUGGCCUGAGGAUUUUAGUUACUGGAUUAAUUUAAAAGUUAUUCUAGAAGAACUCCUCCUUCACACACAUGAGAUAACCAUCCUGGUACCUUCAGGAAGCCUUCUGCUGGAUCAUACCAAGAUUCCCUUCAAUGUGGAGAUCAUCCAACUUCCAGUAACUAAAGAAGCUUUCAUGGAAGAAUUUGAUACUGGUCUCUAUACAAUUUCUUUUGAAGUGCCGAAACUUUCAUGGUGGGACGUGCAAGAAAAACUAACAAAAAUGAUCAUCAGUUUAUUAACAUCAGACAAAUGAGUAUGUGACAGUGCUAUCACAAACAAGGAGUUACUCAACAGGCUACAGGCAGCUAAGUUUGAUAUCUGUAUUGAUGACCCUUUAAGCUUUUGUGGGGAAUCAGUGGCUGAACUCCUCAAUAUCCCAUUUAUAUAUUCUUUUUGGUUUUCUUAUGGGAAUGUCAUUGAGAGAUUGUGUGCUGAGCAUCUUAUACCUUCUUCAUAUGUUCCUGGCAUCACAUCAGUACUGACAGACAACGUGACUUUUAUACAGAAGCUGAAGAAUUGGUUUUUCUAUGCAAUGAGUGAAAUGUUAUAUUCAUAUGAUAUAUUUCUGGAAUGGGAUAAGUAUUACAGCAAGGUUUUAGGAAAACCUACCACAUUAUGUGAGAUUAUGGGGAAAGCUGAAAUGUGGUUGAUUCGAACUUACCGAGAUUUUGAAUUUCUUCACCCUUUACCUAAUUUUGAAUUUGUUGGAGGACUGCACUGCAAGCCUGCAAAGCCCCUGCCACAGGAGUUAGAAGAGUUUGUGCAAAGCUCUGGAAAAAAUGGAGUUGUGCAUAUUGUAGUGUUUACUCUGGGGUCAAUGAUCAAAAACCUCACAGAAGAGAAGUCUAAUGUGAUUGCAUCAGCCCUUGCCCAGAUUCCUCAGAAGGUUCUGUGGAGAUACACAGGAAAGAAACCAGAAACACUAGGAGCAAAUACCCGGCUAUAUGGAUGGAUUCCACAGAAUGAUCUUUUAGGUCAUCCCAAAGCCAGAGCUUUUAUUACUCACUGUGGAACCAAUGGGAUCUAUGAAGCUAUUUACCACAGGGUCCCUAUGGUGGUAAUUCCCCUGUUUGGUGAUCAGCAUGAUAAUAUUGCUCAUAUAAAAGCCAAAGGGGCAGCUGUUGAAUUAAAUUUGCAUAUAAUUACGAGUUUCAAUCUCCUUAACACUUUGAACACAGUUAUUAACAACCCUAGCUAUAAAGAGAAUGCCAUGAAGUUAGCAAGAAUUCACCGUGAUCAGCCUAUGAAGCCUCUGGAAUGAGCAGUUUUCUGGAUUGAGUUUAUCAUGUGCCAUAAAGGAGUCAAACACCUUUGGCCAGCCAUCCACAACCACACCUAGUACCAGUACAAUUUUUUUUAUGUGAUUGGGUUCCUCCUAGCAUGUGUGGCAACUUUUAUAUUCCUGAUCACUAAAUGUUGCCUGUUUUGUUGCUGGAAGUUUGGUAAAACUGCGAAGAAGAAAAAGAGAGAGUAG